UUUCAGGAAACAAAUCCAAAGGAUCACACUACAAUGAGUUUAUAAGCGUGAGAGAGCUAAAUGUGAUAAUUAUAGCCUGUCACUGUGUGUGUGAAGGUUUGUGAGUGUGUGUAUAAGUUGGAAGUAUUUUCAACCAUGAGAAAAUUCUCACUGGACAACUCUGUUUGUCUGGAUGGAUUCGGUGUCUUUGGCGGAAGAAGAGGCAGCAGCAGGUUUAGCAGUAAGAAAUCCAACCAGUGCCAGACUCUAUAUGAUGCCCAACAAGACACCCAGGAGCUAAACCACAGCAUCAACUCCAACAUGUCCCUCAGGGAGCAUACCGUAGCAGAGGAGAACUUCAAUCGAUCAGAUGGGCUCAACAACAAGAAUAGCUUCAUGAAGCACAACAAAACCUUCCACAAACUGUUCCAAGAGAUUCCUGAGAGGGAGACCCUGACACGCACGUUCCCCUGUGCCCUGCAGAAGGAGGUGCUGUAUCAUGGAAAACUCUUUGUUUCUGAGAACUAUGUGUGUUUCUACUCGUCAGUGCUGCUCAAAGACACCAAGGUAACGCUCGGACACAUUAAGGUGGUGAUUCCUGCAUCCAGCAUCGGGGGGGUGAAGAAACAUAACUCAGGUUUAUCCAUGUUGUCUAUUCAAACUGCUGAUGGAGAAAAGUACACAUUUGUGUCUUUGAGGAACCGUCAGUUGUGUUAUAAACUCCUCCACACUCUCUGUUCACAGGCACAGGGAAAGAGCGUCAACAGCGGCCCUUAUCUCUCUUCUGCAGAGAAUGAAGCUGAUCCUGACGUGGCCUCCAGUUAUUCCAGUUUGGAGGACAGCAUAGAUCAUGAUCUGAGCAGACAGAACAGCAUUUGUCUCGACAACCGCUUUCCUCAGAUGUCCAGUGAAGCAGCUGGACGGUGGAUUUGGAGGAUCGCUGAGAGGGUCGCACCGCUCUUCCUACUCCAAGAAAUCAGAAAUCUCAGCCUUGUCUUUUACGUUUUUGUGAUGCUGAUGAUGCUGCUCCUGUUGGCGUCUGGGUUCAUCGGGCUGAGGAUCAUAGCACUGGAGGAGCAGCUGACGGAGUUGUCUUUUCAAUACAGCGAUUACCAACAAACGUAGCCAGGGGCAGAGGGCUGUGACAAACAAACCCUUCCGGGAACUUGUGCAGUGCACCACUCUAACAAGGUCCUGCUGUACAUUGAUCCCUGUCUAGACAGGCUCCCAAAAGCAUCUUAGCAGUAAAGUGCUGUGUGUCCAUUUGACACACGGUACAUCUUUCAGUGAAAGUUACAAAUAUUCUACACAAACAAGUUCGCUCACAAUACAGAUUGAUCUCUUGUGUUAGCUCCAGGUCUGCAAUAAGAUGCUUUUGGGAUGUCUGAACCAGGCCACACGUGGUGCACUACACGGAUGACUGACUGCGUUGGCAGAGAAGCACCAGGUUCUGUUAUAGGAGCAUACACAUUCUCUGCUGACGGGUCAAAUAUUGAAGUGAGGAUCUCCUGCACUGAGCCAUAUGGCGGCAGCCUGCAGGAGCCAUGUUUAUUUCCUGGCCGGUGAACAGCUGAGCUCAGCGGGCUGGGGUUGCUGAAAUCUUGGCCGUCUUUUUUUUGGAUCAACACAACCUGUAACAGUGAGAACACACACACACACACACACACACACACACACACACACUGAAGCAAACACUUGAUUGUUGCUUGGGUCUGAAAGGAUGUGUAUGUUUUGAAAUGAGGGUUCACAUUGUGUAAGAGAACUGCUGGAAUCUAGUGACAUGUUUUAAGAGCGAGACUGUUAAUAACAAUAAUCAGCCAGCAGAGGGCAGUCACUUCACUGCUACAUGAAGCACCAAGGCAGGAUUUAAACUUGCAUCUAAUACAUUUGUUAUACAACUUGUUACUACCCUUUUGUCAAAUAAAUCCUGUUAAUGUGUGUAUUAAUUUAUAGAUAUGUGUGACGUGAUACAUUUGACACAACUGAUUUUUAUUUUUAUGACCAACCAUUACGUGAAUUA
Messenger RNA from Cottoperca gobio, 1999 nucleotides. RefSeq names its product GRAM domain-containing protein 2A-like. The record is from RefSeq and is a predicted model, not a curated record. Lineage: Eukaryota; Metazoa; Chordata; Actinopteri; Perciformes; Bovichtidae. The transcript is spliced from 12 exons. The coding region runs from base 136 to 1104 and encodes 322 amino acids.